Molecule: messenger RNA, 1981 nt
Organism: Theobroma umbraticum
Lineage: Eukaryota; Viridiplantae; Streptophyta; Magnoliopsida; Malvales; Malvaceae
Product: SPla/RYanodine receptor (SPRY) domain-containing protein
Source: RefSeq, a predicted model, not a curated record
AGGAAACGUUAAUGCCCAUAUAUCCCACGAAAUGGUUCCUCUCCUUUACUACUUUACUGUUUGCUUACACCAUCGCUCCUGCCUUUCUUGAACCAGUCAUAGUCCACGCUUGCCUUGCCGUCUCUUUCUCCUUAUAGUUUCUUCCUCUUCUUCAUUAGCCUUUUAUUCACGAAAUACGUUUUCAGGAACAAAAACCAAGCAGCCGUAGAGAAUAACUAAUACAGGUUGAGAAAAAGAGAUGUUGAAUGGAAAAAUGUGGCGGCGGUGGCGAUGACCAUCGGAAUACUUGUGACCCUUUUGGUUGUGUUUAUAUGGAGGUGGUGUUACCAUAAAGAGCGUAAAGAUGAUGUUGAUGAGAACCGGGCUGCUAGGAUUGAAAAUUUUCAAGACGGGAUUGCUAGACUUCACCAGGCGAGUCUACAUCACCAGUUUGAUUUAGAUAGCAGGAGAAGAGGAAAUUACUAUGUUUUUCGACGUGGGGCAUCGGCAAAACCUUUGUUUAAUUGGGCUGAUCAUCCAGCUCUUAUCACAGAUGCAGUUGAAAAUGGAUGGUCUCGAUUUGGCUUCACAGGCUACAUGUCAUCCCCGUCUACAAGAUCAAGCCUGUUGGGGCUAUGUGCAGCUGGUGAUUAUGAAGAGGGAAAUGAUAUAGAGAUAAACUGGGAAGUAUGUCAGGGAUCAGCAGAUUUCAUGCAAAAGAUUAGGGUGAAUUCUGGGUCAAGGAAGGGGACUAUGGGUCAUCAUUCUAUGGCUGCAGCAUCUGUUAUUAGAACAGCUUUGCCUUUACCGGGGCCUCCUUUGGGGAAUUGCUUCCCUCAAGAGGCCUAUUUCGAGAUCACGAUUUUGUAUUGCCGUGGAGAUGAUCAUGACUCGAGAGGCAAGCUGAAGGAAGGUGAGAGGACAAAACUCAUCCAAGAAACUUACAAUGCAAAAGCAAAUUCAGAAUCUUUAGUCCAUGUUAUUAGCGGUCAUGAUAUUAAAAUUGAGGAAUUAAAGCUUGCAACUAAAGAUGAUGAUGGCAAAGGUGAUUCAGUGAUGUUAUCGGUGGGACUAACUGCGGGUGGCUCUCUUCCUUUGAAGCUUCCUGGUAGCUAUCCAGGAUCCAUCGGUUUCAAUUCGGAUGGUUCUGUCUAUCUAGACGGAAUUAAACUUGUGUUUGGAUCUGAGAAAGAAGACUGGGGGAAAACAGAGAAGGUGAUAGGUUGCGGUUUCGAUCCUAGGCAAAAGAAAGUGUUUUUCACAUUAGACUCCGAGCUGGUACAUGUAAUAAAUUGCAAGUCUGAGGAAUAUGGGACUCCCCUUUAUCCAUGUCUUGCAGCAAACGCUGAUGUUUUGGUUCUAGUUAAUUUUGGACAGAGCGCCUUUGCAUAUGCUCCAGCGAAUGGACAACGGACACCAAAUCCAUGCUUCAUUGGCCCUCUUGUAAAUUCCCCUGCUGCUGCUCUCGGCUAUGAAGACAGCAAAGAGCUAUUUUCUAUGGGAAGAAUCGAUUCCCAAUGGCUUAACAGAUGCACAACUAAAGGCAGCCACAACGUUGGCAAUAAUUAUCCAACAACAGAUUUUGAUGAGGAGUCUGAGGCUGAUUUGUUUGAGAUCGUCUUGGAUAACAGCGGAAGAUCCCCCAACGCAGUAUUGUAGCUACAAGACUGACAAUUUUUGGCAAUGAGUGUCUCCAAGUUAUCUCGGUUUUGGCAUUGAAUGAAGUAUUUCUUGUGAGAGUGGCGUGGAUUUUGUGUACAUGAACACACGCUAAAGUUUCAGUAGGAGAGAAUAGUUGAACCUCUGCAAUAUUUAGCAGCUUGUUCAUCUUCAAAAUACCUAGACACAAACAGGUUUUAUGAGGAAUUGAGAAGGAACAUACUUGCAUUCUCUUUAAGCUUUUACAAUGCGCGCCUAACCUUUGGCCCUGUAUAGUUUUUUACGUGUCAUGAUAUGUAAUUUACUUUGUAUAGAAUCAAUAACAUUUGUUCAUUUUUGCUUC